CCAACUUCCCUUCUCUCUCACAAAUCAUUUCCUUCUGUUUCCCUCUCCUCUGGGAACGAUAGCUUCAACUCCUAAAAUUCGGUUUUUUUUCCUCAAGAAUCAGAUGAAGCAACUAAUUCGACGACUCUCUCGCGUCGCGGAUUCCUCAUCCGCCCAGUACAGCCUCCUCAGAUCCGAUCAGUCCGGCCGCUGCUGCAAGCGUAAGCAGAAAUCCUUCAGACGCGGUGGGGUUUCGCCCCCAUCAGUGCCGGAGGGACACGUGCCGGUCUACGUCGGAGACGAGAUGGAGAGAUUCGUGGUCAGCGCGGAGCUGAUGAACCAUCCCGUCUUCGUCGGGCUUCUCAACAAGUCGGCGCAGGAGUAUGGGUACGAGCAGAAGGGCGUGCUUCACAUCCCCUGUCACGUCCUCGUCUUCGAGCGUGUCCUGGAGGCGCUGCGUCUCGGCGUCGACUCACGUGAUCUCCCGGAUCUGCUUGGGUCCUUCGCCGACGACUGUUUUUUGGAAGCUUAGCAGGCAACGGUUACAAAAAAACAACACAGCAAAAAUGAACUAGAGGUGGAAAACGAGGUCGUUUUGGUUUUUCACUAGUUUAUUUUCCUUAUUCCUGUAAAUACCAGAGGAGAAGAAAACGGAAGUUCUCAGGUUUUUUUUUUCUUUUUUCUUUUUUCUUUUUUUUUUUCUUUUGUUUCUAUUUUGUAGUUCUUCAGUGUAAAGAGAACAUGGACGGCCAUGGAAAAUCAAAAUCUUAUCUCCUU
Messenger RNA from Rubroshorea leprosula, 756 nucleotides. The record is from the annotation of a GenBank genome assembly. NCBI's taxonomy places the organism in Eukaryota, Viridiplantae, Streptophyta, Magnoliopsida, Malvales, Dipterocarpaceae.